Neomonachus schauinslandi (Hawaiian monk seal) is the source of this 2360-nucleotide messenger RNA. It is a transcript of the gene PADI6, whose product is annotated as peptidyl arginine deiminase 6. The transcript is spliced from 16 exons. Gene Ontology annotation, cellular component: cytoplasm. Bases 68 to 2140 code for a protein of 690 amino acids. NCBI's taxonomy places the organism in Eukaryota, Metazoa, Chordata, Mammalia, Carnivora, Phocidae. Gene Ontology annotation, molecular function: calcium ion binding; protein-arginine deiminase activity. The record is from RefSeq and is a predicted model, not a curated record.
UGAGGUUGCUGCGCUGAGUCAGGGUCAUUGCGUGGGUCUGAGGGUAGUCAGCUCGGAGGGCCGCGCUAUGUCUUUCCAGAGCAUCAUCCACCUGUCCCUGGACAGCCCCAUCCAUGCCCUGUGUGUGCUGGGCACGGAAAUCUGCUUGGAUCUCAAUGGGUGUGCCCCAGAGAAGUGCAAAUCGUUCACGGUCAGUGGCUCUCCUGGGGUCUUGGUGGAUAUCCCCAACACGGUCCCAGCAGUGAGCGGGGAGGAGGCCGCCCCGACCCGGUGGCCUCUGUCGCAUCCCAUAGACGUGCUGGUGAAGAUGACCUCCCCCAGCUCCGCCAUCGACAGUGACAAGGUUUUGGUCUCGUACUAUCUGCCUGACGAGGACGUCCCCGUGGCCACGGCUAUGCUCUGCCUCACUGGUAUUGUGGUCUCCCUGGACGUGGACAUCUACCGCAGUGGGCAGGUCGAGAUGACGAGUGACAAGCAGGCUAAGAAAAACUGGGUCUGGGGUCCCAGCGGUUGGGGUGCCAUCCUGCUUGUGAACUGCAGCCCUGCUGACAAGGUCCGGAUUGUAGACAAGACCACGAAGGUGUUCUUUCCAGAAGAAAUAAAGAGCCUGUCUCAGAUGACCCUGAAUGUUCAAGGGCCCGGCUGCGCUUUAAAGAAAUACCGGCUGGUUCUCUACACCUCGGAGGAAGAGGCAGAGAAGGCCAGAGUCUACCGGCCCCAAAGAGACAGCUCAAGCACCUUUGAGGUGCUGCUGGGGCCUGGCCAGCAUACCUAUACGUUCGCCUCCCUUGAGAACCACCUGAAGGAAACCUUCUACGUUGAAGCCAUGGAGUUCCCGUCUGCCGACUUCUCAGGCCUCAUCUCCUACUCCGUCUCCCUGGUGGAAGAAUCGCAAGACCCGUCAAUUCCAGAGACCCUGGUGUACAAGGACAUGGUAGUGUUCCGGGUGGCCCCUUGCAUUUUUACUCCCAGCACCCAGAUGCCUCUAGAGGUCUACCUGUGCAGAGAGCUGCAGGUCCAGGGUUUUGUGAACACAGUGAUGGAGCUGAGCGAGAAGAGUAACAGCCAGGUGGCAUCUGUCUACGAGGACCCCAACCGCAUGGGCAGGUGGCUCCAGGAUGAGAUGGCCUUCUGUUACACCCAGGCUCCCCAUAAGACGCUUUCCUUGGUCCUCGACACCCCCCGGGUCCUCACGCUGGACGACUUCCCCAUGAAAUACUCCCUGAGCCCAGGGGUUGGCUACAUGAUCCAAGGCACCAAGGACCACAGGAUGGCCAGCAUGGACUCUAUUGGGAACCUGAUGGUGUCCCCACCUGUCAAGGUGGAAGGGAAAGAGUACCCCCUAGGCAGGAUCCUCAUUGGCAGCUGCUUUUACCCCAGCAAGGAGGGCCGAGACAUGGGUAAGGCCCUCCGGGACUUCCUCUACGCCCAGCGAGUCCAGGCCCCGGUGGAGCUCUUCUCGGACUGGCUGAUGGUUGGCCACGUGGAUGAGUUCAUGUGCUUCAUCCCCACGCAGGACAAGAGCGAGGGUGACAAGGGCUUCCGGCUGCUCCUGGCCAGCCCCAGCUCCUGCUACAAACUGUUCGAGGAGAAACAGGAGGAGGGCUACGGAGACCUGACUCUGUUUGCAGAGGUCCGGGAGGACCAGCUCCUUUCCAACGGGAGGGAGGCCAACACCAUCAAUCAACUUCUGGCUGAUGAAAACAUGAGGAAGCAGAACAACUAUGUAGAGAAGUGCAUUAACCUGAACCGUGACAUCCUGAAGAAGGAGCUGGGCCUGGUGGAGAGGGACAUCAUUGACAUCCCGCAGCUCUUCUGCUUGGAGCAGCUGACUAACGUGCCCUCCAACGAGCAGAUGGCGAAAUUGUUCGCGAGGCCCUACUUCCCGAACCUGAUGCAGAUGAUCGUGAUGGACAAGAAUCUGGGCAUCCCCAAGCCUUUUGGGCCCCAGAUCAAGGGCAUCUGCUGCCUGGAAGAAAAGAUCUGCCAGUUGUUAGAGCCCCUGGGCUUCAAGUGCACCUUCAUCGAUGACUUCGACUGCUACCUGACUGAAAUCGGGGACUUCUGUGCCUGUGCCAACAUCCGCCGGGUACCCUUUGCCUUCAAAUGGUGGAGGAUGGUGCCCGAGCCCCAGGCCUAGCCCCGCCCCAGCGGGAACGGCCCCUUAAUCACCAUUCCACAGCAUCCCAAUGCCCUGCCUGUCCGGAGAGCAAUACACCCCUCCUCCCCCCCCGGCCACCCUCGUCCCUCAGUAUCUGGAGGGGGUGGCCAACGCUGCCAGCUCAAACCCCCUUGGAAAACAGUCUUCGCGGAGAAGUGGUUACUAUGUAUCCAUUAAAGUUCUAGGUGUUCUGAAUGCA